Molecule: messenger RNA, 1358 nt
Organism: Cryptomeria japonica (Japanese cedar)
Lineage: Eukaryota; Viridiplantae; Streptophyta; Pinopsida; Cupressales; Cupressaceae
Product: GCN5-related N-acetyltransferase 4, chloroplastic
Exons: 4
Coding region: 127-1008 (293 amino acids)
Biological process (GO): N-terminal protein amino acid acetylation
Cellular component (GO): chloroplast
Molecular function (GO): N-acetyltransferase activity
Source: RefSeq, a predicted model, not a curated record
CUAGCCGUCCUAUUGAAAGCACUAAUUAGACUUAAAUCUGUAAAAAAUCAGCUGAAACUAAAAAAGGCUUUAGGAAAACGCCCGAUCACAGGGAGGAGGAAACAACCAAAUCAUCUAAAAUUUGCAAUGCAGGCCUUUUCUUCAUUCUCUCUUAGCCUAAAUAUUCCCAAAUACAAUACUCCAGGUCUUCAUUCAAAGCCCCUACCACGUAAAUUGCCAUGGCAUCAAUCGGCUGCAGAAAGUGUCAGCUUCUUAGCUGGUGGCCUCACUGCUUGUUGCUUCUGCCUUGUUGUCCUGGUUUUCUUUGGAGGAGAGGGUACCGGAAGAAGAAAAAGCAGCACUGGAGCAGUUCAAUAUCUUCCUGCAAUUUGCCCAGAUAUUCUUGUUCGUGAAGCGAGACCUGAAGAUUAUUGGGAAGUGGCAGAAACCCAUUGCAGCUCCUUCUUUCCUGACCGUGGCUUUCCCAUGGAUCUAGUUCUAAGAGCAGAUAGAUUGGUAGCCAUGUUUGCUGGGUUUUCUAUACCUGCAGGAUGUAGAAAACAAUGCCUGGUUGCUAUUGAUGAGAGAUUGACCGAUGAAAAUACUUUUCUCAAUUCUACAAGACAUGAAAAUGUGGAGGUUGAAUCCAAGCUUCAUCUGAAUGGUGAAAGGAUUUCUGGAAUCUUGACAAUAGACACAGUAGCUGAGUUUUUACCAAGAAGGGGCCAUCUUGGGCUUAGGAGAACAGGUAUUGCUUAUAUAUCAAAUGUAGCAGUUCGUCAAAAAAGACGGCGAAGAGGGAUUGCACAAAGAUUAGUCAUAGAAGCAGAAGCUUUGGCAUGCAGUUGGGGUUGUCGCUCCAUGGCCUUGCAUUGUGAUGUGAAUAAUCCUGCAGCUUUGGCGCUAUACCAAAGACAGGGUUUCAGAUGCAUUAAGGUUCCCACAGGAGCCAAAUGGCCUCAGCCAAAGGCUGUACCAGGUUCUACUUACCACUUCAUGAUGAAACUUCUUUCAACUCAUCAUUGUUGACUUUAACUUUGCUGAUUACCAGCUAACCUACCCUGUCUAAAACACUUUUUUGAGCUUCUAUAUCUCCACCUUUAUUGCCAUUGUGAUUUAUAUGCACAACAGGACUAUGUCUAAAUUGUACAUAAAAUUUGAAAGUCGUUCCAUCUCAGGCAUGGAGAUUGACAGUCGUGCUAUCUCUCUCUACUUUCACAUUUAUUUGUAUUUAAAUUGAUAUUUGAUUCAAGGGAUGUAACUUGUCCCCAUGUAUUUUUCAAAACACAGUACUGGCAAUGAUGAAGAAUGAUAAAGCACUGAGGAUCAUUCACCAUGUAAAAUGUAAAGGUCUGCAUUCUAUUAAUCAUAUAUUAUCA